CCUAGUGAGUUCCACGUCCUUUUCCUGUUUGGUCAAUCCGCUCAUCCUUGGGAUCGAGAGACUAGGCGAUGGAGGAGAGAGAGUUCGGCGGAAGGAGGACGAUGGAAGGCAGCAUCCGGUGCUCGGCCAAUUACGUACCGCUGUCUCCGCUGAGCUUCCUCGAGCGCGCGGCAGUUGUCUACGCCGAUCGUACCUCCGUCAUCUACGGCUCCACCACCUACACCUGGAAGCAGACGCGCGAUCGCUGCCUCAGGCUCGCUUCCGCCCUCUCCACCCUCGGCAUCUCCCGCCAUGACGUCGUUGCUGUGCUUGCCGCAAAUGUUCCAGCUAUGUAUGAGCUACAUUUUGCUGUCCCAAUGGCCGGUGCUGUUCUCUGCACACUCAAUACACGGCAUGAUUCAGCCAUGGUCUCUGUUCUACUUAAGCAUUCAGAGGCAAAGAUCUUCUUUGUCGACUCCCACCUUCUUGAAAUUGGCCAGGGAGCAUUAAAGCUUCUCUCUGAGUCCAACAUCAACCCUCCCACUAUGAUCAUAAUCUCGGAUUUUAAUGACUCCAUUCCCAUAGUCCGAGGUGUUCAUAUGUCACUUAAUGCAGAUUAUGAGACCCUUCUGCAAACUGCCCCUCCUAACUUUGAGAUCAAAUGGCCCAAUGAUGAAUGCGAUCCAAUCUCGAUAAACUAUACUUCUGGCACUACUUCAAAGCCAAAAGGAGUCAUCUAUAGUCACAGAGGUGGAUACCUGAAUGCCAUCGCAACGAUUCUUUCCAAUGACAUAACAACAAUGCCAGUUUAUUUGUGGACUGUACCCAUGUUCCAUUGCAACGGAUGGUGCCUUGCAUGGGGCAUGGCAGCUCAAGGAGGCAUCAAUAUCUGCCUCCGAAAUGUUACAGCAAAGGCCAUAUUUGAUAUGAUUGCCCUUCACAAGGUAACCAACUUGGGCGGUGCACCAACAGUCCUUAAUAUGAUCAUAAAUGCGCCAAUCACAGAAAGAAAACCACUUCCUGGAAAAGUAGGAGUGAUGACUGGUGCUGCACCUCCCCCUUCCCAAGUCUUGUCCAAGAUGGAAGAGCUGGGUUUUACUGUCACUCAUGCUUAUGGUCUCACUGAAACUUAUGGUCCAGCAACUGUAUGUACUUGGAAACCUGAGUGGGAUGCAUUACCCCUCGAGGAAAGAGCGAAGCUGAAGGCCCGCCAGGGGCUUCAUCACAUUGGAAUGGAGGAGAUUGACAUAAAAGAUCCGGUCACCAUGAAGAGUGUUCCUGCUGAUGGGCAUACGAUCGGAGAGGUGAUGUUCCGAGGCAACACAGUGAUGAAUGGGUACUAUAAGGAUCUAAAUGCAACAAUGGAUGCUAUGAGUGGAGGAUGGUAUCGAUCAGGGGAUCUUGGAGUCAGGCAAGCAGAUGGCUAUAUACAGAUCAAGGAUCGAUCAAAGGACAUUAUAAUAUCAGGUGGGGAGAAUAUAAGCUCAAUUGAGGUGGAGUCAGUGCUCUUCAGCCACCCGACAGUGCUUGAAGCAGCAGUAGUUGCAAGGCCUGAUGACUACUGGGGUGAGACACCCUGUGCAUUUGUCAAGCUGAAGGAUGGUGUUAAUAUCAGUGCAGAGGAUAUUAUGAAGUUUUGCCGUGCUCGAUUACCUCAUUACAUGGCUCCCCGAACAGUUGUGUUUGAGGAUCUACCAAAGACUUCCACCGGGAAGACUCAAAAGUUUAUACUUAGGGAGAAGGCCAAGGCCAUGGGAAGCAUCUUUAGGAAGGGUGGAAGCAAGCUUUGAAGUCCUUGUACCAGUAGGCAGAGGUGAUCGAUGAAUCAUGCAACCUCUCACCUGGAUUGUAAUAUUAUUCAUUAGAGUCAAUGUGUUAUGACUUAAACUAUAAACUUAUAUGAUAUCACAAACGAAUUGCUCUCUAGAUGAGGCAUGUAUUUAGUGAUUUAAACUCAUGAAGAUAUGUCUGAGUUUCCAUUCA
This is a messenger RNA of Musa acuminata AAA Group (dessert banana), 1962 nucleotides long. Its product is annotated as butanoate--CoA ligase AAE1. Lineage: Eukaryota; Viridiplantae; Streptophyta; Magnoliopsida; Zingiberales; Musaceae. The transcript has 2 exons. The coding region runs from base 69 to 1769 and encodes 566 amino acids. The record is from RefSeq and is a predicted model, not a curated record.